GUGGGGAAAUGGCGGCGGGCGCCGCGGCCAAACGCGAUGGAGGCGCUGGGCGGGCUCCCCGAGGAGGCCGUAGUGAACAGCCACGUCCUGCAGUUCUACUUUCACCAGGCCUUGGCGGCCUACCGCGCGGGGCGCAACCGCGACUUCCGACAGUUCCGCGACGUCAUGCAGGCGCUGCUUGUGCGCCCGUUGGAGAAGGACCACAUCAUGGCCCGGAGGCUGCGCUUGAUGCAGUUCCUGUCACGGGUCGAGGAAGGCGAGAACCUUGAUUGCACUUUUGAUAAAGAGUCGGACCUCACCCCUCUGGAAUCAGCAAUCGGUGUCCUGGAGCUUAUUCAUACAGAAUUCGCUGUGACUCAGGAGACGAUGGAAACUCUUCGGGAAAUGGUUAAGGAAGCUGCUGUUAUUGUGUGCAUCAGAAACAGAGAGUUUGAGAAAGCGGCAGAGAUUGUCAAGAGGCAUAUAGGGAAGGAGCCCAAAAGCCAGAAAAAGAAGAAAGAGUUGCUGGCUGUUAUCCAGGACAAGGAUUGCAGUCAUCCAGUGGUCAGAAAAUUCUCUUACAAGGACUUCCAGCGGAGCACAUUUCAGUUCCUGGAGACUUACAUGGAUGAUUCAGAGCCCCUGCUGCAAACGAUGAUUAAAAAGACUUUGAGAUCAGAAAAUGCAAAAAAACCAAGACGCCCACCAGUGACUCCUGAGCCUGCAAAUGGGCCAGAGGAUGAUACUCAGGAGACGUUGGGAGGGGCAGAAGGCCCAGCAGGAGCUCCAGAGCCUGCAGAAAUGGUGAAAGACCUGGAGGGAGCUCCCAGCCCUGCAGAAAGGGCAGAUGACCCCACAGCAGCUUCAGAUCUUGGGGAAGGAGCUAGUGACUUUGUAACAGCAUCUGAGCAUAUGGAAGAGGGUACUGACCCAGAAGCAACUCCUGAUUAUAUAACAGCAGCGGGUGAUAACGUGGAAGAUGUAUCAGAGCCUACGAAAACAUCUAAAGAAGUAGCAGCAGCAGCAACUCCAGAACCUCCAGCUGCUGACCCAGCAGCAACUCCACAACCUCCAGGAGUGUCUUCCAGGGACUCAAAAAGGGGGCCCUCUGGAACUGAAACCACGUAUGGGAUUUCUGUUCUGAAAGAAGCUUUCAAGAUGCUGUCUGACUCCCGGGAUUCUGGUGCACUCUUCACCAAACUGGAUGAAACAGACUUUUCUUUCCCCAAGCAACUGUCUCCUUCUGUAUCCCACAGAACCAAGAAACGGAAAGAAGCGGAGAAACAAGAUUCUGACAUCUCACACCCUCCUGAAGUUAUCCGUAAGACCAGACGCUUGUACACAAUAAGCAAACUGGUCAUGGAACAAGACGACCAGUACAGCGAGUUGAGUGAGAGGCCAGACUCUUCCCAGGAGCCAGUUGUAUCUUCUGCUUCCAGACCUGUUCAGAAACCGCAUGACCAGUCUGUAUCUACUGGGACGGCCAAAUCCCUCAGAAGAAAAUGGAGCAGCGGACAGGGGUCAGAAGAAAAAGAGAGUUGGAGUGAGGAGGAUGAGCUUUUCCCAGGUGCCACAUCAUUUGAGACAGCCAGCUAUAGCAGUACAGUCUUCAGUUACAAGAAACAGAAAUGGACAGUGGAAGAGAGCGAGUGGAUCAAAGAAGGUGUGCGGAAGUAUGGAGAAGGGAAAUGGAAGGCCAUUUGCAAGAAAUACCCCUUCCAGAACCGCACAGCAGUGAUGAUCAAGGAUCGCUGGCGGACCAUGAAAAAACUGGGAAUCCUCUAAAGCUGGGAGUCACAGGACCUCCAGUGGAAAAACCUUUUUCUUUGGGAAGACAGACUGGAGCAUCACAGCAGGGGAGGCUGCUGUGCCUGUCUCUGAUGUAUG
Neopsephotus bourkii (Bourke's parrot) is the source of this 1866-nucleotide messenger RNA. It is a transcript of the gene TERF2, whose product is annotated as telomeric repeat binding factor 2. Gene Ontology annotation, molecular function: protein homodimerization activity; G-rich strand telomeric DNA binding; double-stranded telomeric DNA binding. Gene Ontology annotation, biological process: negative regulation of telomeric D-loop disassembly; protein localization to chromosome, telomeric region; telomeric loop formation. The transcript is spliced from 10 exons. Gene Ontology annotation, cellular component: nucleus; shelterin complex; chromosome, telomeric region. Bases 37 to 1764 code for a protein of 575 amino acids. The record is from RefSeq and is a predicted model, not a curated record. NCBI's taxonomy places the organism in Eukaryota, Metazoa, Chordata, Aves, Psittaciformes, Psittacidae.